Cynocephalus volans (Philippine flying lemur) is the source of this 417-nucleotide messenger RNA. It is a transcript of the gene C8H1orf162, whose product is annotated as chromosome 8 C1orf162 homolog. The coding region runs from base 1 to 417 and encodes 138 amino acids. The record is from RefSeq and is a predicted model, not a curated record. Lineage: Eukaryota; Metazoa; Chordata; Mammalia; Dermoptera; Cynocephalidae. The transcript is spliced from 5 exons.
AUGGGAAGCAAUACCUCCACACCUAAACCUGACACUGGCAGAAGAGCCAACCUCUCCACAGUAGCCCCAACGAUCAGCUCUGCACCCUGUCUCUCUGACCAUCCUAACAAAGAACAUUUAAUCUUGGCCUUUUUUGUCGGGGUUCUAUUGACGCUGAUGCUGGUGGCCCUUGUCUUCCUCAUCAUAAAGGUCUAUAGAAAAUGUCACUCCAGUCCCCAGACCCUGGAUCCUCACUCAGAUCCUCGAGCCGAGCUUUCAUCCAUCCCAGAGGAGUCACUUACCUACACCAGCAUGGCUUUCAAAAUCUCAGAAGAAAAGAGCAAUCAUUUGACUAAGAACCAUUCUGCAGACUUAGACCCCAUUGUCUAUGCUCAGAUUAAAGUGACAAACUCACCCUGCCUUUCCAAUGAGCCAUGA